Molecule: messenger RNA, 8327 nt
Organism: Vanessa atalanta (red admiral)
Lineage: Eukaryota; Metazoa; Arthropoda; Insecta; Lepidoptera; Nymphalidae
Exons: 4
Coding region: 359-7375 (2338 amino acids)
Biological process (GO): regulation of transcription by RNA polymerase II
Cellular component (GO): nucleus
Molecular function (GO): DNA-binding transcription factor activity, RNA polymerase II-specific; RNA polymerase II cis-regulatory region sequence-specific DNA binding
Source: RefSeq, a predicted model, not a curated record
CUUUAAUAUUUGAUGUGUUGUGUUGUUAAGAAAAUUAAGGCAAAAAUAAUAUUACAAUACUUUACAUAAAGAAAACUAACGAAUAUAUUUAUUAACCAUCAAGUAACAAGUUAUUAAAAUAUUUUUUUUAACUCCUGUUAAACUGAUUCGUUCAUGUUUAUUAAAAGUGUCACAGUUUCAUUAUCGUUUGUUCCACUAAAAAGUUUCACUUGUAAUUCACUGCUAUUGACCUAAGUGCUAAUUGGCCAACCUUCAAAUGUUUUCUUUAGUUGUGGUAUAACUGAUACAAUAUAAUUUAGCGCGUCCAUACAUCUCGUGCAAUUGUUACUUUUGUUGUCAAAACAGAUGAAUUGUGAAAAUGGAUAGAUUAAAUCAGAUACGGGGCGAGGCGGGAAGCUCGCGAGACUUAACGCUGGAUACUACUUCCCCGCCAAGUGAGGCCUAUAUGACGGCUAACGAGAGCUCUUCAAAAUACUUUUCGCUAUCUGAAGUCGAUUCAACUUUUAGUAUUUCACCUUCGAAGGAUUCGCUGACAACGACCACCGCCGACCCAGACCGGACUAUUACCUCCGAUACUGAUUUGAUAUCAAAUCUAUCACCGAUUCCGAAAAAGAGUGAUUUAGAUAGUUAUAAAAUUGGUAAGCAAAUAGAGGCCGCCAAUAUUCUCUCUGGUGGUGUUAAUAUUUUUGAUGACAAUGACAACUCUUAUGAUGGCGAUGAACUUGUGAUAGACGAUAAUGUGAUGGUGGAUGAUGAAAAAGGUAAUGUUGAAUUAAAAAUUAAUGAGAGUACUGAGCCUCCAAUAGAUAAAAUGGAGAACCUAGAAGCUUUAGAAGAUACCGAGACUAUACCGAGUAAGGAUACCGAAGUGGUGCUACAAAUAGAUGGAAAGAAUGUUGAUGCUAUUGAUAUUGGUAAUGGAUUAUAUUUAUAUAGAAAAGCCGGUCAAGAGGAACUAGCAGCUGUACAGAUCAUUGAUGAUGAUCAACAACAGCCGAGCUUUAAGUUUUUAAAAGUUCGGGAGAAUGCUGAAGGGAAUUUAGAAGUUUAUGAAGAGAUAGAGGUUGAAAUACCAAAAGAAGUGCCUACAAAAGAUGGAAAUCCUCCUGGAAACACUUCUCACGUGCCUAUAAAGGAUAUAAGUAAAGUGAUAAAUGAGCCUUUAGGUAAUAAAGUUGUGGAUAAAAUACCUAAAACACCAAAAAAGGAAAUGAAUGUUAAUAAUGAUUUGAGUUUAGAAUCCAAUGUUGAAUUGCAUUCGGAAAUAAAAACAGAAGUAAAUUUAAAUGGGAAAAUGAUGAAAUUCAAUGAAUCUCGUAAAUCUCCACUUAUAGGUACAUUCACUCCUAUGACUUAUCAUUCAACACCAAAUAAAGAAGGUAUACCCUUAACAAAAACAAUGGUUGAUCAACAAUUGCACCCUAGUAGACAUUCAGAUAAUAUCAAAAAGACUAUCGAAGUACAUACUGAUAACUGUAGACAAAAACUUUUAGAAACUCCUCCGAAAAAUAAAGAUAAUAAUGAAGUAGGUAAAACACCAGAUGCUAUAAAAUAUAAUCAAGAAAAUGAAGAGAAUGAAGAUGGAGUGUCAUUUAUUCCUCCAGAAGAUAACUGUCAAACACAACUUCAAAAUGAAUCAGACUUAAAAACAUCAGAUUCCAUUGAUAAUCUUGAACCAUCUAAAGAAGAAGGUGUACUUGAAAAAAAUGAUACAUCUAUUAUAUCAAUAGUGGACAAUUCCGAAUCCUCAAUAACAAUUGUGAAUGAAUCUGAACAAAAAUUGCCAUCAACCAUAACAGAAGUAUCUAUUGAAGAAAAGAAAAUAAAUGAAAAUAUUCAAAAUGAUAAUGUGAAAUCUCAUAAUGAGACUAACAUUCCACUUUCUAAUGACAAUGUAAAAGAUAAGGAGACAUCAAGUAAAUCACAAAUAAAUGAAGUAAUUAUUAAAGGUACUAAAACUGAUACAGAUGAAGUCUUUGAAAAUAUAACCAAUGAUAACAUUGAAGUGCAAACCUUUUCUGAAGUUAAUUAUGUUGCAAAAGAAUUAAAUGAAAAACCAUUAAUUACUGACAGUUCUCUAGAUUUAGAAGUAUGUAAUAAAAAAGAAGAUACCAUAAUAGCAAUAGAAACUGUCAGUACAAAUAUUGAUGCAGACUCAGAACCUAACAAAGAAGUCAAAAUCAACUUAACGACUAUUCCAGAAACAAAAAACGCAAAUGAGAUUAAAAUUUAUGAAAGUGAAAUAAAAAAUCAUAAAGAAACCACUCAAAACAAUCUAAAUGAAAUUUGCGACAAUAUUACUAAUCCCAAGACAGAAUCAAUAAACACAAUAAAAGUAAAGGAAAGUAAAAAAGAUAUUACCGAAAAUAAACAUGAUGCGGACACUUUAAAUACGAUAAAAAAUAACGAACCCAUAAUUUCUAAUGUACAAUUGAAUGUGGAUAAGUCAGAAGACAAACCCAAAAAUAUUUGUCCAGAUGAAAAAAAUACUUGUUUAAACGAUACAAGUGCCAAUAAUCCAACCGACACUAAAAACAAAUCAAAUUCGGAAGAUUGUAGAAAAGAAGAUAAGUCUGAAACAGAAAUAGCAAAAUAUUGUAUACCAAUUGAUGCAAAAGAAGGAAACAAUGAUAAAUGCUUAAAUUCAUUACAAAAACCAAACCCAGAAAUUGUUGUCGUUUUGAAUGACACUGUUUCUCAGCCAAUCACAAGUAAUUGUGACAAAGUAAGAAUUGAUCCUGACAGUUCUAAAAAAACAAAACUGUGUGCAAAUGUGACAACGAAUAUAAAUAAAUUAAUAUGUCCAAAAAGUAAUACAGACAAAAAUAAAAUAGAAAUAAAGGAUGAUACAACAAAAUCAAAAGUAGUUGUAGCUUCAAAACCAAUUAACAAUAACAAUAGUGCAGUUCCAUUUGGAAAAUGGACUUCUGCAAAUAGACAAGAGUUUUUGAAUAAAAUAAAAGAAACCAAAAUACCUACUAAUAAUUCUAAUACAAAGCAAUUGAAACAACCUAAUGAUUUAAAUAGAAGGGAUGUUUUGAAGAAAAUUGAUAGCCAAAGGCAAUCUGCUACUGGAUCUAUAAAAGUGGGAGAUUUUGGACUAAUGUCGAAACUUAAUACAAAAAUUGAAACUGCAGCUUUUGUAAAUAAAAGUAAUGCUAACCAACACACAAAUAAAUUGGAAACAAAAGUUACUUCAGUAAAAAUUCAACCUUCUUUUGUAAAACAAAAACCCACGGUGAGUAAGAGAGAAGAAGAGUGCAUAGAUUCCAUUUCAACUAAAAUACCUAUACAGCGAAAAGAAAUCAAUAACCAGGACUUAAUUGAUAAAACAAUCGAAGGUAUAAUUAACAGAGCUGUUUCAACAAAAGGUACCGUAGAAAAUCCUGGUGAAAAAACAGAAAAUAAUGAUAAAAAUAUAAAUUCCAAUACAGUCUCAUUAGAUGAAAUUGAGAUGAAGAUGAACGAAUUACAUGGAAAUCCGUAUGAAGAGCGAGCGUCACAUGAAAUGCCCCAAAUGAUCAGUAACGACAUUAAAAAUAAUACUACAUCUGAACACAUACAAAUGGACAAAAAUAGUAAAAUAUCUAACCUUAUGCCAUUUAAAAAUAAAGAUCAACAUAAUGAUGUAAAAGAAAAGGAACCCGAUGAACUUUCCGAUGAGGAAAUUAUAGAGCAUGAGCCAAUCACAGGAGACAUAGAUGUUAACAAAAAGAAUUUAGUGACUUUAUUGUCCAGUAAAGAGAAAACUCCAAAUGAAACCAGAAAAGAAGCAAUAAUUACGGAAAAAGAUUUUGAUAAAUUUGCUAGAAGAAAUUCUUUUACUUAUGAGAAUUGUAUUACUAUGAGUUUUGAUGGUAAAGAGCCACAUAAUGUUAUUCAAACUGUAGUAGAGAAAGAACCUCCGGUGAAAAAAUUAUCUCGAAACGAAUUAAUGCUUGCCGAAUCUAAAGCAAAGUCUACUAUUAAACAACAUAAUAUUGCAAUGAGACAAAAUAACCAGUUGAGUAAAAUCCCAACUUCCAUAAAGUUAGCAAAUGAAGAAGAUACAUUUAACAAAAAUUACCAAUCUAAAGUGCAAAUUGCGUAUCAAUCUGUUUUGACAGCGAAGCGAAAUUUGGAGUGUCCAAUCUCAAUAAUUGAAGACAAACCAGUAAAAGUAGUUUAUAUGGAAUCAAACGUAGAGUUUACGCCAACACAAUUAAAUGUACAGGGACAGGAAUUAUCACCAUCUAAAAAGCAAACACCGGAAUCAUCUGAUGUACACAGUGCUUCAGAGUCUUUAGAUUCAGAUACUCUAGAAACUCUAAAUGAAAUUAAGCCACAAGACGAAACAAAGUCUAAAAUCAAACAUCAAAGAAAGCAAGUCUUGACACCAGUAAACGAACCUGAAUUAGAAUUAAUUGAACCGGAUGAUCUAGGAAUUGAAGUGUCGCCGAAGAAAAAACGUAAGUUAGAAGAUAAAACUGAUAAAACCACAAAAACUCUUGUGCCAAAGAAAUCGUAUCUGCUAAAUCGUAAUAUAAUAGAUGAAGAAAUCAAGAAAACUCAAGAUUUAGUAAAGAAGUCUCCGAAUGAAACCGAGAAACAAAGUGAUUCAUUUAAAAGUCGUACAGAUACUAUAUCUGCAAUAGAUAAUUUAGUCAAAGCUGCUGAAUUAAUCGAAACACAAGCCGAAAAUAAAAAUACUAUAAUUAAUGUACAAUCUUCGGAUAAUUCUCCAAACACGCCAAUAAAGAGGGGAAGAGGCCGCCCUAGAAAGUAUCCACUACCUGAACAAGGAAUAGAAUUAAAGGUACCAAGUCCACAGAAAAAGCCUCGAUUGAUAGAUGCUAAAGUUACCAAAAAUUUCACAGAUUCUGAAGACAGUAGUGAUGGAGAAAUCAUUAAAGAAAAUUGGACAAUGGGAAAAAUAAAUGAAAAUAUUGUUUGUCCCAUUUGCAAUAAGUUAUUUAGAUCUGAGAAUGUUGUGUUUAAACAUGUCAAGCAUUGUACAGGACCAUCUCCUAAUAGAUCUGAUUCGGAUAAACGAAGUCCGAUGAGACUGAGACACUCCUCUGACAGAAAAUCCUGCGAAAGUAGAUCAGACUUCACAGAUGACGACGACGAAGAAGAAAAAAUUAGAAGCCGUAAGGGUCGUCACUACGCUCAAUCUAUGAAUAACAUUGACGAUGUUAUUGUAAUAGAGGACACGCCUAUUAAAGAGAGACCGGAAAAAAAACAAAAACUGAAAGUUUCCGAGUUAAAGAAAAAUAUCAUUAAAAGUAAACAUCAUCAUAAUACUAAUAAUCUAAUUUGUGAAUAUUGUGGAAAAACAUUCAGGCAAUUAUCAUAUUUAGUCAACCAUAAAAUUCAACACAAAAAAGAACCCAAAGAAGAAGUGAAAACCUCCGAUAGUGAAAUCACAAAAUCUGUCUUUAGUUGUGAAAUUUGCAAAAAAGAAUUUCGAAAAUUGCACCAUUUAGUUCAGCAUCGACUAAUUCAUAAUUCUAACCCCAUUGCAACAAGGGUACUCAGAAAAAGUUCUUCUGAACAGCAUGAUAUUGCAAAAUCUUUGAAAAAUCAGACAGAAACAAAACAAAACGAUGAUCCUAGUGCUGGUUUUCGAUGUGAACCAUGCGAUAAAUCCUUUAGAAAAUUACAUCAUCUGGUUGAACAUAGAGAAACUCAUGAUGGUAUCAAUAAAAAAUGUACUACAAAUGCACAAAGUACCAAUGAAACUACCAAGCCUUCACUAUCUCACUAUUGUGACGUUUGCAAAAAAGUAUUUAAAAAAUUACAAGACUAUUUGGAACAUAAGGAACAACAUUUAGAGACAAGUUCUGAAAAAUCAGACGAUAAAAGUGUCAAGAGCUCGCUCUCAACAAAAGAUAUUAUACACGAGUGUUCACUUUGUUACAUGGUGUUUCCUAAUGAGCAUUCUUUAAAUAAACAUACAGUUAUUUGUCUCAGAAAGAAAAAACAAUCAGCUGCUAAGCAGGCUGCUAAGAAAACCGAGGAAGAGGAAAAUAUGGAUGGUGAUGACAGUAAAUCAGAUGAAAAUAUGUCUCAAGAUACUAUUGAUCCAAAUAAUCACAAUGAAAAAGCCGACCACUGCGAAAUAACUAAAAGUCCACAAAAAGAUACAGAUCCUUUACAACAAAAAAUAGAAUCUGAAGAUGAUGACCAAAUAAACGUAAUUUCUGAUAAUGAUAAUAUCAAGGAAUUAGAAAAGAAAAAACUUAAGUUGGAACCAAAACUAAGUGAAGUAGAAUUGCUACCUGAAAAAAUAUCCAGAGAACAACCUAAUCAAAAUAUAACCUCCAUUGAUAAUGCUGCUGAAAACUCUGUAAAAAUAAAGAAACCUGAAAUCAAAGAACAUGUUACUAUUGUAGAAACACCUACACCUAAAAAGAAGUUACCUCUGAAAGACAAGAUAACUCCAACUGUUACAAAAAGGCAUAAAACUGUUAACAUAUCUCUACCAGUUGUUGAAGAACCCAAACCUAAAGUUGAGUCAAGUGAUGAUGAUGAAAUACGAUACAUGUUAAACCCAAAUUUCAAAGAAGAUGAAUCUUCGGAGGGUAAACUAUUCAUGAAAGUAAGAGCUAAGAAACGUAAUUCCCUUCAGAUCGAAAGGCCAAAUUCGAAAGAUUUAAUUAAAAGAAGAAUAUCAUUGCAGCAUCCACCAAAAAUACCAAGACUGAAAGCAAAGGCAGUUGAACCGAGGCCUCUUAAUUCUUUAACGGUAGAGAAAAAGUUAAAGCUUUCAAAACCAGAACAGGUGCCUUACACGGAUUCCGAUGAUAGUGAUGUAAAAUAUUCCUUCCCAAGAACAAAACCGCCGGAAGAUGUUGCUUCCAAAGACAUAGACAAGAAAAGCAAAAAACAGUCUUUGGGCGCUAAAAGAAAAUCUCUUAGUGGAAUAGCGAAACGAAAAUCAAUGGGAAAGCACAAGUUAGCGACACCCACAAAUAAAACCAAAAAACGCACAACAGAAAUAGAACAUAGAUGCGACUGCGGGCAGUUGUUUAGCAGCGCGGCGCUGCUGUCCCGACACACAACUCUGGCGCACACGCCGCCGCGGAUCCGUCGCCGACGCUCGCCUCCGCCCGAGGUCGAAACACAAACGCCUAAUAAAUCACGGACAAAUAAAACUAAAACGAUUGUGCAAUCAAAAAAGCUCAGAAGUGAUGUUACCAACUCGAAUACGACCCAAAAUUUAGGAGUAGGAACCAGAAAAUCUAGUGUUAAUAAUAGUGAAGCAAAAAUUACGAACGAUGUUAUCAAGGCAAUAAAAAACGAACCCAGCGGCAAAAAGCUCAGAAGUUCCGCACAUAGAGGAGUGCCUGUACCGGAGAAAAUGAGGAAACUUAUGGAGAAAUCGAAAAAGUAACUGAUAUCGAUAUGAGAUGGAAGUUAUUGACUGAAUAGGAUUUCUGGAUAUUGUAUGAGAAACUAGAAUAAGAAUAGGGGUCGCUAGUAUGUAGAUAAAAUCACGCAUCACAAGCGCUCACAAUGAUGUAACAGACGGACCAUUGUUUAAUAGAUAUAUUUUUCCUAUUUCGGCAUGUUUAAGAUACACCAAAUGACAAAUAUUUUUAUCGCAGUUUGGAGCGUUGGUCUUGUCUAUAUGUAAAUUUGCGAAAUUAAGAAUCAUAUAUAGGUAUAUAUUUUGUCAAUUUGUUCUAUUAUAGAUAUAGAUAUAUGAUGUAAAAGAGUAAUUAUUUAUAUUUGUGUUAGUAUUAAGAAUUAUUUCCUUUUUUAUAUUUCUUUUAAGUGCAGUGCAGUUUUAGUUGAACUGUUAUAAUCAUUAACACUGCUAAUAAAAAAAAGUCUAUUAAUAAUUGAGAUGAUUUGGUCGAAAUUUGUUGUACAUUUGUUCUUGUUGCAGUAAUGAACAAAUAAAACUAAAUAUAUAUAUAAUAUAUAUAUAUAUAUAUUUAUUAAUAAAAAUGUUAUUAACAAGCACAGGUACAAUUUUAAGAUAUCUAUCGAGCCAAGGAAAUAAUCUAAUUAAUUGUAUGACGCAGAUCUGUUGUAAACUGCAAGCUUAGUGAGAGCUAUUGUUUCGUAGAACGAAACUAUAUUACCAAUUCUGAUAAUUUCUACAAUUUAACUUUUUUAACGAAUUCUUCAUUUUAAUUCAAUAAUAAAAUUCCGACAUUAGUCUGAAUGCACAAUUUUGAAAUUAAAUAGAAUAGAGCAAACAAGGACAGAUCGCUCACUUAAUUAAUUCUAAAAAGUAAACACAAGACAUCGGUUUUAUUAUUGUGGUACAGUUGUAUAGCUAACAAUCGUAACACAUUUCCCGAACAUGGAUUUUUCAAAGGGCAGGGUAAAAAUAU